This is a messenger RNA of Cynara cardunculus var. scolymus (artichoke), 1388 nucleotides long. RefSeq names its product gamma-glutamyl hydrolase 2-like. Gene Ontology annotation, cellular component: vacuole. Bases 83 to 1225 code for a protein of 380 amino acids. Lineage: Eukaryota; Viridiplantae; Streptophyta; Magnoliopsida; Asterales; Asteraceae. Gene Ontology annotation, molecular function: gamma-glutamyl-peptidase activity. Gene Ontology annotation, biological process: tetrahydrofolylpolyglutamate metabolic process. The record is from RefSeq and is a predicted model, not a curated record. The transcript is spliced from 10 exons.
CACCGGCCAUCGUCGCGAUCAAUUAAUCCAUGUCAAAACACCACCAAGGGUGGCCUCCGACCUCCGUCCACCUUCUUCUCCGAUGACACCGCCACAACAACCACCGCUACCGCCACCGUCCACUGUUACUCAACAUAGCUCCACCUCGGAUUCCGCCUCCACUUCCUCUGCGACCCCUUCAGAUAUGUGGAACUAUUUAUGGAUCCCUUUUUUAGUCUCUCUAUGUAAAGAAGUUAGUUCCGGUAAAACUUCUUCCGAGCCAACGAUCCUCUUGCCGUCUGAUUCCGAUUCCAGACUGUCGUCUACGUUUCCUACGCCGGAAUCCAAGCUGAAUUUCCGUCCGAUCAUUGGAAUUCUCAGCCAUCCAGGAGAUGGUGCCUCCGGUCGACUUAAUAAUGCCACCAAUGCUUCAUAUAUUGCCGCCUCUUAUGUGAAGUUCGUUGAAUCGGCGGGUGCUAGGGUUAUUCCACUCAUAUAUAACGAACCUCCUGAGAUUCUCCAAAGCAAACUGAAUCUGGUGAAUGGAGUUCUUUUUACUGGUGGAUGGGCUAAGAAUGGCCUGUACUUCGAGGUGGUUGAAGGGAUUUUUAAGCAAGUUCUGAAGAAGAAUGAUGCAGGAGACCAUUUUCCCUUGCUAGCGAUUUGCUUAGGUUUCGAACUCUUAACCAUGAUCGUUAGCAAAAAUAAUAAAAUCCUUGAAGAAUUUAGCGCAUCAGAUCAAGCAUCUACAAUUCAAUUCAUGAAAAACAUUGAUAUUGAAGGAACAGUUUUUCAAAGAUUUCCUGCUGAAUUGCUUGCAAAGUUAAGUACAGAUCGUCUUGUGAUGCAGAAUCAUAAAUAUGGUAUAUCACCAGAAACAUUUCAAGAAAACAAGAACCUGUCCGAUUUCUUCAAGAUCUUAACAACUAGCACCGAUGAAGAUAACAAGGUUUAUGUGUCAACAGCUCAAUCACAAAGAUAUCCGGUGAUUGCUGUCCAGUGGCACCCAGAGAAAAAUGCUUUCGAGUGGGGCUUGUCGAAAAUUCCACAUUCAGAUGAAGCAGUUCAAGUGACUCAACAUGUUGCCAACUUUUUUGUAAGCGAGGCUAGAAAAUCUUUGAACAGACCACCGGUCCGAAAAGUGCUGGAUAAUCUUAUUUACAAUUACAGUCCCACUUUUUGUGGCAAGGCUGGCAAGGGAUAUGACGAGGUUUACAUCUUCACUGAAAACCUUGCACGGAUUUAGUUUGUAAAUGUUGUAUCAGUUGUGCAAACAGCAAACCAUUUGUAGAAACUAAGCGAAUGCUUAGAAACCGUAUUGAAUGAUAACCAUCAAAUUUCGGUGGUUAACUGUAAAAUAUCUGAACCAAGAGGUAGCCGAGAGUGAUUAACGGGGACAAAUUAAAACU